GCUACCGUCCUCCCUCCCUCCAAGGCUUUGAAGGUUGAACGAGGCAAAACACAACUGGAGCAGUCGGCGGCGACCUGGCGCAACAAGCCUGGAAAGAAGCGACCGACGCGACCCACUCCAAGGCGGUCUGCAUCGCGGCUCACCCUUCCCUGAACUGACCCCGCCAAGGUCCUCCUCCUCCUCCGUGGGUGUAGGAGACGGGGGAAUUACCACCGCACACGGACACUGACUAGCAAACCCAUUUGAAAAAGUUAGCGUUUACUCGGCGAUGAGACAAAAUGCGGCGCGGUUGUUUCGCGGCUACACGUCAAGGUCAGAAUCUGAGUGACGACGACGACGCCGCCGCUUCGCGAGCGACUUUGUCCGGAAGGGGACGGAGAGGAGGCGCGGAGGGGGAUGCCGCUGCGUUUCGUUUGUCUCCAGCAUCAACGAUGACACAUUUCCCCGGAGAGGACGUCCGCGCUUGCUGCUAAGUCACGCGGACUAAACUUGUUUAAAAGCCCGAAGAAACACCGGAGACUCGUUCUGACUUUUGAAAUUGUCGUUCGUGUAUUGUUUUACGAACCUCCUUCUGUUACCGCGACGUUUCCUGUUUCCACCCUUCCACGGCCCUAGGCUGCUCACCUGGCGAGCCAAGACUCUCAACACCGGCUAGCUAAGCGAAUAAACCUCCCCUGGUUCCACGCGUUUAGACACGGUAGGUUCAUGUGGCGAAGUUCGAACCAACAAACGGUCCAACUUGCUUGAACUUUAAACGAGCACCCCCCCGACCCACAAAAAAAAUGUGCCCGCGAAAAGGCUCGCGUCACCCGGGCGGCUUCGGGAGCAGCUUGCCGGAGCGAGGGCUCCUCGUGCUGCUGCUGCUGGUGCUCCUGCAGGGUUCCGUGCUGCCUCUCGGAGCCGCCAGCUCACCGGACGUGGGCCACCGAGACGAGUCGGACGUUCACGUCGUGGCGGAGGAGAAGCACAACUUCACCAAGAAACCCUUCCCGGUCCUCAGCUUCGAGUACAAACACAUCCAGACUCCCUUCGAGAUCUCCUUAUGGGUCCUGCUGGCUUCGCUGAUGAAAUUAGGUUUUCACCUCAUUCCUCGCCUCCCUGGGAUCGUGCCCGAAAGCUGCCUGCUUAUUCUGGUGGGCCUGUUGGUGGGCGGACUUAUCAAACUGGCCGGCCAAAAGGUGCCGCCAGUGCUGGACUCAAACUUGUUCUUCUUCUGCCUGCUGCCGCCCAUCAUCCUGGAUGCCGGCUACUUCCUGCCCAUCCGCCCCUUCAUGGAGAACCUGGGCACCAUCUUGAUGUUUGCUGUGGUGGGCACGCUAUGGAACGCCUUCUUUAUCGGCGGUCUGCUGUAUGCCGUGUGCCAGAUCCAGCCCAACAAUCCAUCGGACCUGCACUCGCUGGAGCUGCUGCCCUGUCUGCUGUUUGGCUCCAUCAUCUCGGCCGUGGAUCCCGUGGCUGUGCUGGCCGUCUUUGAGGAGAUACACAUCAACGAGCUGCUGCACAUCCUGGUGUUUGGUGAAUCACUGCUCAACGACGCUGUCACUGUGGUGCUGUACCACCUUUUCGAGGAGUACUCUGGCGUGGGCACAGUGACGGUGCUAGACGGGGUGCUGGGUGUCAUCUCUUUCUUCGUGGUGGCGCUGGGUGGCAUACUGGUGGGCGCCAUAUAUGGCAUCCUGGCGGCCUUCACCUCACGCUUCACCUCGCACACGCGUGUCAUCGAGCCGCUCUUUGUCUUCGUGUACAGCUAUAUGGCUUACCUGUCGGCCGAGAUGUUCCACCUGUCGGGCAUCAUGGCGUUGAUUGCGUGUGGGGCGGUGAUGCGGCCAUAUGUGGAGGCCAACAUCUCCCACAAGUCGCACACAACCAUCAAGUACUUCCUGAAGAUGUGGAGCAGCGUGAGCGAGACACUCAUCUUCAUCUUCCUUGGCGUGGCCACCGUGGAUGGCAAGCACAACUGGAACUGGACCUUCGUCACCGUCACUGUCGUCCUGUGCCUGGUAGCGCGGGUCAUAGGUGUGGUGGGGCUGACGUACAUCAUUAACAAGUUCCGCAUCGUCAAGCUUACCACCAAAGACCAGUUCAUCGUGGCCUACGGAGGCCUGCGCGGGGCCAUCGCCUUCUCCCUAGGCUUCCUGCUGGAAGAGAAACACUUCCCUUUGAGGAACAUGUUCCUCACCGCCAUCAUCAUCGUCAUCUUCUUCACCGUCUUCGUGCAGGGUAUGACCAUCAAGCCUCUGGUGGACCUGCUGGCAGUGAAGAAGAAACAGGAGGCCAAGCGCUCCAUCAAUGAGGAGAUCCACACUCAGUUCCUUGAUCACCUCCUGACCGGCAUUGAGGACAUCUGUGGACAUUAUGGACAUCAUCACUGGAAGGACAAGCUAAACCGCUUCAACAAGAAGUACGUGAAGAAGUGCCUGAUCGCCGGCGAGCGCUCCAAGGAGCCUCAGCUCAUCGCCUUCUACCACAAGUUAGAGAUGAAGCACGCCAUCGAGCUGGUGGAGAGUGGAGGCGGCGUCAAACUGCCCUCUGCCAUACCCUCCACCGUCUCCAUGCAAAACAUCCAGCCCAAGAAGCCGCCACCCGCCAAGCCCAAGGAGCGUGCUUUGCCUCAGCUAUCCAAAAGCCGGGAGGAGGAGAUCCGCAAGAUCCUCCGGAGCAACCUCCAGAAGACUAGGCAAAGGCUGCGCUCCUACAACCGGCACACCCUGUUGGUUGAUCCGUACGAAGACAACUUGAGUGAAUUCCUCCUCAAGAAGCAGAAGAUGAUUACACUGGAUAAGAAGAUCCAAAACAUGAAUAACUACCUGACUGUGCCUGCCGCUCCCCCCGACUCGCCGACCCUGCGCAGAGCCAGACUGGCCUCAGGCAGAGAAAAUGAUUUCAAACCCGCUCGGCAGCAGAAAGCGGACACCGUCGGUCCAGACCCCCAAGCCUACAGCAUGAAGCCAGCGUUGGACAGCGUUCCCACCAUCCAGGUGGACCUGGCCUCCCCCCAGUCACCUGACUCGGUCAACAUGUUGGACGAGUUCCAGCAAGCUGGCCAGGCGGCGGCGGAAGUGGAGGAGGGUGAGGAGGAUGGUGGUCUGAAGAUGAAGCCGCCCGCCAGGGCCAACGAGCACCACAAGGCGGGUGAGAUUGACCCCAGCACCAGAGAGAAGCUGAUGAGGUACCUGAGUGACCCCGGGCCCCACGCAGAGGAUGAAGACGAACCCUUCCUGCCUUAAAAAAGUUGUCAUAUGGAGGAAGGUGCGUGCUUCAAUGCUCAAGCCGAAUCGCCAAAAAUUGUGAGCUGAAAAAAAAAAAAAAAAAAAAAAAAAAAAAAAAAAAAGAGCCAUUAGUCCUUUUGUCGUCAUCACUCUUUACUUUUAAGAGACACAGUCACGGUUACUAGACAUUCAGGAAUGAACUAUGCAUUACCAAAGGGACUGUUUGUAGUUCUUUUAGAUGAUUACUUUUUGUGUAUAAUAUCAAUGGGCGAGAUUCUCAGCUGGUCCCAAAUCGAACGUAAUCGCACUCAUUCUGUCGCUUGAAAUCACACAGGACCUCUUGCCACAUAUUUUUGCCUUAUUUUGUGUCACUCGGUGCAUUAUUUUUUUUUUUUCAGCACUGGCUUUUAAUUUCAGGGAUCGCCAAAGUAUUUCAGAUGGUAUUAAGGAGUAUUAUGGUCACACAUGAAGGAAAGUAAUAUAUACGACGAGAAUAAAGGAGCAAUCUUGAAAAUUAUACAUAUGAGAAAAGAUUUCUUUUGAGACUCAAGUUGUAUUUUUUGGGGGGGAGAAAAAAUAGCAACUUGGUGAGAACAGUAAGAUUUUAUCAAGAAUAAGGUCAUUUUAAAAAAAAAUAAAACUGUUGAAAAUAGAGCAAGGCAUGUUAAAAUAAGACGUGUUAAAUUGCGACUUCAAUCACGCAAUUACCAUAUAAUUAUUUUCCCUUGAAAAAAGUAAUACUAUUCUUUGUAAUUUGACUCCUUUUUUGCAAUAAAAACUUUUUAUCGAAAAAUAAUACAACUUGUGAACCCCAGCUAUUCACGCAUUGAACAGCCCCUGCAGCAAAUUGUGAAAAUCCAUAAGUAAUUGCGUCUAGACGCCACAAGAUGGCAGCAAAGCACUUAAAGCAGAGACCAUCAUAGAGCAUCAACACCAUGCAUCUAGUAUGUACUCAAUCAAUCAUCAACCUAUGUUACAUAAAGAGUGAUAUUUCAUAGUUACGUUCAACACAAACCACCUUCACAUGAGGCUUGUCAUUAGUAUUAGUUACCAUACUCUGCUAAAUAACAUGCUAGCACAGACAGACACGACAUAACACAUGGGAAACGGUUACACUUCACACAAACGCUGUUACGUCAUUCAACUCACUUUGUUCUGUAUUUCCAUAUAAAUGUUAAGGAAUACAGGCAAGUGGUAACGGCAAAGUAGACUACCCAGGCUAUUAGUAUUAGGUGCAUUGGAAGAGAAGCUAAAACAUACAUUCACUUUUGAUGGAGCACGAGGUGCAUUCAAGGACCGCCAACAAAACAAGAACAUCAAAUGAAAACAAAAAAAAGCAAGCCCCCCCAAGUAUUCUAGUACAACCUCAAUUCCAAUGAAGUUGGGACGUUGUUAAAAAUAAAUAAAAACAAAUCAUGUUCAACCUAUAUUUAUUUGAAUACACUACAAAGACAAGCUAUUUAAUGUUCAAACUGAUAAACUUAAUUGUUUUUAGCAAAUAAUCAUUAACUCAGAAUUUUAUGGUUGCAACACAUUCCAAAAAAGCUGGGACACGUGGCACUGCAUCAAAAACCGACAUCAAUGUGUAAUGGAUAUCACCACAUGGGCUCAGCAACACUUCAGAACACCAAUUUCAGUAAAUACAGUUCGGCGCUACAUCCGUAAGUGCAACUUGAAACUCUACUAUGCAAAGCAAAAGCCAUUUACCAACAACACCCAGAAACGCCACCGGCUUCUCUGGGCCCGAGCUCAUCUAAGAUGGACUGAUGCAAAGUGGAAAAGUGUUCUGUGGUCCGACGAAUCCACAUUUCAAAUUGUUUUUGGAAAUUGUGGACGUCGUGUCGUGAGGAAAAGAACCAAUCCGGACUGUUAUGGACGCAAAGUUCAAAAGCCAGCGUCUGUGAUAGUAUGGGGCUGUUUUAGUGCCAAUGGCAUGGGUAACUUACACAUCUGUGAAGGCUGCCAUUAAUGCUGAAAGGUACAUACAGGUUUUGGAGAAACAAUGCUGCCAUCCAAGGAACGUCUUUUUCAUGGACGCUCCUGCUUAUUUCAGAAAGACAAUGCCAAACCACAUUCUGCACCUGUUACAACAGUUUGCCUUCGUAUUAAAAGAGUGCGGGUACUAGAGUGGCCUGCCUACAGUCCAGACGUGUCUCCCUUUGAAAAUGUGUGGCGCAUUAUGAAUUGUAAACUACAACAACGGAGACCUCGGACUGUUAACAGCUGAAGCUUUACAUCAAGCAAGAAUAGGAAAGAAUUCCACCUACAAAGCUUCAACAAUUAGUGUCCUCAGUGUCCAAACCUUUAUUGACUGUUGUUAAAAAAAAGGUGAUGUAACAGUGGUAAACAUGACCCUAUCCCAGCUUUUUUGGAACGUGUUGCAGCCAUAAAAUUCUAAGUUAAUGAUUAUUUGCUAAAAACAAUCAAGUUUAUCAGUUUGAACAUUAAAUAUCUUGUCUUUGUAGUGUUUUCAAUUAAAUAUAGGUUGAACAUGAUUUGUAAAUCAUUGUAUUCUGUUUUUAUUUGUUUAACACAACGUCCCAACCUCAUUCGAAUUGGGGUUAUAAGAUUGUGCCUUUUUUCCUCCUUAAAAGUAUUUUCUUUAAAUAUGAAUAAGUUUUUAUCUAGAAUAAAUAAGAUACGAAAAUAAGGUUAAGAUAUUUAUUUUGUCAUUCAGGUCAAGUCAGGCGUUUUUUUUUUAUCUUGGAAAAUAUUUUUAUUCUUGAAAGAUGCCAGUUCUGUCAAAUAUAUAUAUGUGUGUGUGUGAUAUAUUUAUUCAUCUUCAGUGUGGCCCUAAUACUCCUUCACAGGUUUAUACUCCAUGGUGGGAUACUGUUUAAAGUUGGACGUUUUUUUUCUCGCUACCAUUUUAGCAGGAUGUUGUUUAAAAACUCCUCACUUUCCGAAUUUCACAGAGGGGCAAAAACAACGAAUGUUCUGAUGUCAUCCAUUGUGCGCCUUUUUUUUUAAUUUAAUUUUUUUUAUGGCCCCUCUGACGUUAAAUAUGUGUAUUUAAUGUUGAAAGUAGCUCCCUUUAUAAGUCACUCCAGCAAAGCUAAACAAUCAACGCUCGCUGUAUUAAAAGUGGACACGCACAUUUUCUUUGCUCGCUCUUCAUCACUGUGCAACGGGAUAAUGACUUGAACGGGAAUCCGUGCUUUGAAGACUGUCUGGUCUGCACGGCUAAAUAAUUAAUACAGUUCAUCAUAAAGGGGUAGAAGAAGUGUGUGAAAAAUAUGUAUGUUAAUUCUAUUUAUGAACCCUUUAAGAUGACAUUAACAUGCAAAACGCUGAGGUGACCUGAUAUCAAAUGGGGACAUUAAUGAGUGCAUGUUUUAUUGGUGUAAGAAGUUCCUUUGCACAUGGUCGUUAUACAAAGGAGUACUUAGGGCUACACUGAAAAGAGGGGGAAAAAUACCACCAGAAAAUAUAGUCAAAAUAUUACAAGUCUAUUUUUGAGUAAAACGUUGUGAUUAAAAACAAAAAAAAAUGCUUAUAAUGUCACAAGAAAAAGUUAACAUUAUUCUCGCCGUUACAACUUCAUUCUUGUUACAUUAUGGCUUCUUUCUCAAAGUAUUGCUAUAUACUAACAUUAUUCCUGAACCAAAAAAAUAUUUUUUUUGUAAUAUUAUGACUGAUUAAUUCUAUACAAUUAUGAAAUUUGUGUCCUCAUAACAGUAUGACUUUUUUUUUUUUUUUGAGAAAAAGACUAUCUCAAAACAGCGACAUUUAGAAUUCUGAACAUUAAAACUGUAAUAUCAAGUGUAGUUUCAUAUUGUCUUGUCAUGUCAUUAGGAUUUAGUCUCAUUUUAUUAUGACUUUGUUUUAUAUCACCAAAAUAUUCUGGGGAAAAAGGUUAUUGUCCUAACAUUGCGACAAUAUGAUCAUUGAAAAAACAUGAAAAUAGAACCUUUUGUUUGUGGGAACGUUAUAAUAAUCUAAAAAUGUUAUUCCCUAGUCUUUUUCUCAACUCUUACAACAUUACUACUACUACAAUACAACUAUGUUCUCGUAACAUUACACCUUUUUCUCAAGAAAAAUGGGACUUACCUAUGAAUACUGACUCUCGAAAUGUUAUGACUUUAUUCUGAUAAUUAUACAACUUUUUUUUAAAAAUAAUAACGAUAUUUUUUCAGACAAAAAGUGCAUCUUUAUUCACUGAACAUUAGUUUUUUUCUCAUAACAUUACAAUUUUAUUCUUGUAACAUUAGGACUUUUUUCUGAACAAAAAAAGGCCUUGUCUUGUUCACAGCAGGAAGUCUUUUAUCAAAAUACUUUUUCUCAUAAAAAUGACAUUUUGGGGGGACAAUUGAGCUAUAUACAACUUUAUUCUCUGAACAUUCCAACUUUUUUUCCCUCUUAAUUAUGACUUUUCUCCAAAUUAUUGACUUUAUUAUCGCUACUUUUUUCUUGUGCGUUUAGUGUAAUUUCAGUGUGGCCCUACUUCUCGUUUACAUUGCAAAAAUAAUUUUUUUUUUUUUUUACAUCAUAUCAGCGGACGAUUAACAACCUCCUUUGUCUGUGUACUGUUGCGUCAAACAAGUGCCAGUUAGAAAGGUAACGCAACCCCUGACGUAGACGUGUAAGCGCAAUCCUAUGCUAAAUUCACUUGAUAUUUUUCCAAAGUGUCUUUAUUUCACGAUGACAAAAGGGAUAUUUUGGUAGCAGAACACAUAUUUCCAGGCCAACAUUCGGCUCCUGCGAGGCAAAUGUUUGGUUUCGAAAGCCAUAGAGCAUGUACAGAGAACGAUAUUUCAUCCUCUUUUGUCAUCUAGUUUAUGUUUUUAACUUUUCGACUUUAUGGAAUGUGGACUUCAUUCAGCAGCUCACCAGCAUUUUUACUACCGCUUUUUCUGUGUGUUUAAAAACAUUUAUGUGCUUUUCUAUUAUUUGCCUUUUGAUUUAUUGAAUGUCCAUCGCUGCUUUAAACGCACGUAUCAGUCUCCAAAGUACAUUUUUUACUUUGCAUACAUAUCUGCAUUGUAAUAAUACAUAUAUUGUGCUUGACAUCUCAUGUUUACAUUGCUCUAAAGGCUUAAUUUAAUGUUUAUUCAUUCAGAAUACAAUGUAUAGCUAGUUCAUGCUGGGAAUACAAUUAAAGAUCUUGAAGGUUCUUUAGCUGACAUUGGAGUUACAAAUUCAACUGGAUCCUCGUCAUGUAGUUUAAUCUUGACGAUAACAACAUGAUUUUAUUUAUGGUUGCUUUCACACUAACACGCUUGACUACGAUUUAAUCCAAAACUUGUUCAAUUCUCCCUAGGAAUUUUUUUUUUCUUUCCCUCGUAAAUUGUGAAAACGCAAACCAAAGCCCCCUUAAAUCAAUUUCUCAGAUUAUUACGACUUGAAAAUAAAAUUCUAAUUACCAUCUUUUCCUGUAUUUAAAAAAAAAAAAACAAAAAAGCCUUAGCUUUGUGAUUUCUUGGAAGUAAAAUUGCUACUUUAUCAUCAUGACAUUUUCUUCUUUUUCACGUCUGUUCAAAUAGUUUUCUCAACAAAAAAUACAGCAUUUUUGUAUUAUUACCACUUAUUCUUGUAGCUUUGCCUUUUCCCCUCAUUUCUGUUGUAAUUUUGACAUUUUCGCUACUUUCCUCUGGGGGGGAAAAAAAGAAAAACUUUAUCAUGGGUUGAAAACACUUAACGGCUUAACUUUUGAAUAUUCUGACCUGAUAAUAAUAUUUUGUCUUUCUUUCACGUAACAGUACUGUUAUUAAUACGUUAUUUUUGCCAUUUCGACUUUUUCCAUUGACUUAGUCAAAAUCGACAGCUUUAUCUUGAUGGAGAAAAUGCAGCUUUAUUCUAGGAUACCUAUUAAUUCUCUGUUAAAUUGUAAAUUACAAUUUUCUCAACCCAAAAAUAGAUUUGUAUUCAAUUACCACGUUAUUUUUUUAACACUGAACCUUAAUAUUAACGACUUUACUCCAACUUUACUCCUUGUAAUAUACUUACUUUUUUCAAGUAGCUUUUUUCAUUUUUUUUGGACUUAUCAUUUACUCAUACAAAAUGGACUUCAGACUAGAUUUUUUUUUUGUUUUUGUUUCCUCCUCCUCUCUUCUUCCCUCCCCCUCUUCACUUUUGACUGUGUGAAAGGAAACCAAAUCCAGGGGGGGGGGGCUUAUUUUAUCAGACCAUUUGGACUAGAGAAAACCAAAUAUAUUCAAGUAGGUGAAAAUUAAAUGCAUAUAUUUGAUAAUAGUAUAGUAGUCAGUUACAUGCAGUAUGACUUCACCCACCCAAAGACUUGAUUUUACACACCCCUCAAGUUACCUCGCAGCGCUCCCAACGAUGCAUCCUUUCUCUUUGCCGUACUAGUUUCACGACUCCACCACGAGCACUUUAACGGCGCAGAAAGAACCUUUAUCUCCAAACGACGUCAGCCAGAGCAAUAAGUCGUGUUCACAUCACUUCAUGACUGGUCUUAAAAACAAGGGUGGUUUUAGCGGGAGCCUUUUCCACCCACUAGGAAAGCUGUUCUAAACUCAUGAUAUACUGUACUUACUACUACUAAUACUUGUCUUUAAAAGGUUGUUUUGACGGCAUUUCCUGUGUGAAAAUUAUUAUUUUUGAUAUACGUUAAAUGGAAAAAUGUACAUAUACAAAUAUAUAAUGUGUGUAUUAAAAAUGUAUAGUUCUAAUGUAUAUAAAAAUAAUAAUAAUUAAGCGUGUACUUCCCUGAUGAUUUGUUUUGUUAUGAUUUUGUUAUUUCCAUUCCUGUAUGAACAAUCGCUGUCGAACUAACACCUAACAAAAUA
Phycodurus eques (leafy seadragon) is the source of this 9958-nucleotide messenger RNA. RefSeq names its product solute carrier family 9 member A1a (gene slc9a1a). Gene Ontology annotation, cellular component: membrane. The transcript has 13 exons. Gene Ontology annotation, biological process: regulation of pH; sodium ion transport; proton transmembrane transport. Lineage: Eukaryota; Metazoa; Chordata; Actinopteri; Syngnathiformes; Syngnathidae. The record is from RefSeq and is a predicted model, not a curated record. The coding region runs from base 783 to 3227 and encodes 814 amino acids. Gene Ontology annotation, molecular function: sodium:proton antiporter activity.